CAAGCUUGUCGCGGGUUUGUGCCGAGUUUUGCUUGCCUCUGUUAUGAACUGAAGAUCGGGCCGGCCGCCUACUAGUCCCCAUCGUCUCAGCCGGUCAAUUCCUCGGUGAGGGUCGGGAAGAUGCAGUCGAUUUCCCCCGUAUAUUCGUCCGCCACCGACAAGCGGUACUCCCCCCCAUGGGCGGAUUUGAGUAUCAUCGGUAUCGCAGGCAGCUCCGGGUCUGGCAAGACCUCGGUGGCCAUGGAGAUUGUGAAAUCUCUGAAUCUUCCCUGGGUCGUGAUUCUCGUAAUGGACUCCUUCUACAAGAGUUUGUCCCCGGAGGAUCAUGCCAGAGCCCACCGCAAUGAAUAUGACUUUGACUGUCCGGAUUCUCUGGACUUUGAUGUGCUGGUGCAAACCUUGAGGGAUCUUAAGCAAGGAAAGAAAGCAGAUAUCCCUAUCUACUCGUUUGCGGAACAUCAGCGUCAGUCAGAGACAAGCAAACUGUAUUCUCCGCGUGUGUUGAUCUUGGAGGGCAUCCUGGCCUUGCAUGACCCGAGGAUCAUGGAACUAUUGGACGUUAAGAUCUUUGUUGAAGCGGACAUGGAUGUCUGUCUGGGACGCAGAAUCAUGCGCGAUGUUCGCGAGAGAGGAAGGGAUGUCGAAGGCAUUGUCAAGCAGUGGUUCACCUAUGUGAAGCCGUCAUAUAAGCACUAUGUUGAACCUCAGCGAGCUGUAUCGGACAUCAUCAUUCCCCGUGGAAUCGAGAACAGAACGGCUAUUGACAUGGUGGUACAACAUAUCCAGCGCAAGCUUGACGAUAAAUCAGAGAAGCACAACGCGGAGCUAACCCGGCUCGGUCUCAUCGCCUCGGAAGAGCAACUGUCUUCCAACGUCUUUAUGAUGCCCCAAACGUCACAGUUUGUCGGCAUGAACACCAUCCUUCAAGACCCUGCAACGGAGCAGGUUGACUUUGUGUUCUACUUUGACCGACUUGCCGCCUUGCUGAUAGAAAAGGCCUUGGACGUCACCUGUUACGUGCCACAAGAAGUGGACACGCCUCAAUCGACCAGCUACAAUGGUCUGAACCAGGCGGGCGUAGUGUCUGCUGUUGCGAUUUUACGAGGAGGUUCUUGCCUUGAGACAGCGCUCAAGCGGACCAUUCCUGACUGCAUCACCGGCCGUGUGCUCAUCCAGACCAAUGAGAAGAACGAGGAGCCCGAGCUUCAUUACCUGAAGCUCCCGCCCAAUAUUGAGAACCACGAAAACGUCAUGCUCCUCGACCCUCAGAUGUCUAGUGGAGGCGCUGCUCUAAUGGCGGUCCGUGUUCUGAUUGACCACGGCGUUCACGAGGAGAAGAUUAUCUUUGUGACCUGUGCUGCAGGGAAGAUAGGAUUGAAGCGACUGACCACCGUAUUUCCUGGGAUAAAGGUGAUUGUUGGGCGCAUUGAGGAGGAGCGUGAGCCUCGUUGGAUCGAGAAGAGAUACUUUGGCUGUUGAAAUAUGGACAGAAUCUAGACUCGAUCUGCGCGGACUUCACAGAAGGUUCACUCCACGACCGCAAUGAUUGCACAUGCUUCAUUUUGGCGAUAGAUAUAUAUAUUCCGGCAUAUACCUGACCUAACAAAUCAAUCGAACAUAACCCAAC
Messenger RNA from Aspergillus sclerotioniger CBS 115572, 1627 nucleotides. Its product is annotated as uridine kinase family protein. Gene Ontology annotation, cellular component: cytoplasm. The record is from RefSeq and is a predicted model, not a curated record. The transcript is spliced from 8 exons. Gene Ontology annotation, molecular function: ATP binding; kinase activity; ATP hydrolysis activity. NCBI's taxonomy places the organism in Eukaryota, Fungi, Ascomycota, Eurotiomycetes, Eurotiales, Aspergillaceae. Bases 121 to 1479 code for a protein of 452 amino acids.